Messenger RNA from Coregonus clupeaformis (lake whitefish), 2054 nucleotides. RefSeq names its product gastrula zinc finger protein XlCGF57.1-like. NCBI's taxonomy places the organism in Eukaryota, Metazoa, Chordata, Actinopteri, Salmoniformes, Salmonidae. Gene Ontology annotation, cellular component: nucleus. Gene Ontology annotation, molecular function: DNA-binding transcription factor activity, RNA polymerase II-specific; RNA polymerase II cis-regulatory region sequence-specific DNA binding. Gene Ontology annotation, biological process: central nervous system development; regulation of transcription by RNA polymerase II. The record is from RefSeq and is a predicted model, not a curated record. Bases 120 to 1577 code for a protein of 485 amino acids. The transcript has 2 exons.
UUAAUUGGAUGCCAACCGCCGUUAAACCUCAUCAAAGAAGAAGAGGACCACCACCACCAUUCUUUCCUCGUGGACUGAAGCCAUACUAGCUGAAUACCCAACUCUCAGUACACUGAAACAUGUCUAAACUACAGUCGUUUCGUGUGUUUUUAAAUGAGCGUUUAACGGCAGCUGCUCUGGAGGUUUUUGGGGCAGUUGAGCAAACGGUAGUGGAGUACCAGGAGGAGAAUGAUCGGCUUCGGAGGUUGCUGAGGAUCACACCGGAGAUACAACUAUGUAGAAUAGACUCCCUGCAGCUCUCUCUCGCUGUCUCUGAAGAGGAGGUUCUCCCUGAUCAGCAGCACUGUGAGCAGGAGUGGAGCCCCAGUCUGGGGCAGGAGAACACAGAGCUUCCACAGAUUAAAGAGGAACAGGAGGAACUCAGGACCAGUCAGGAGGAAGAGCAGCUUCAAGGGCUGGAGGCCUAUAUCAAAUUCACUCCUUCCUGUAUGAAAAGUGAAUGUGAUCAGGAGGACCCACUUCAGCCCUUGACUCUUCCCCAAACCCAGACUGUGGAGAACAGAGAGAGUGACCCUAAACAAGUAGAUCUCACACCUUUUGUUACUGUGACCCACCUGAAGGGCCUCUACAUUCCCUGUGACCCUCCAGAUAAUCAAAACAAUGCCUCCAGCCAAAGCUCAGCCGUAAGCAUAAACCCAGUAGGACUUGACAGCAGCCCACCAUUGGAUCCCAGCCCAUCAUUGAAUCCAAACCCAUCAAUGGAGGAACACUGUUCCAAACCCAGCACCACGUCUAGAAAACCUCACCGCUGCCGUGACUGUGGCGAAAUGUUUACUCUGGAAGCUGACCUGCAGAAGCAUGUGACUCUCUACAAGAAGAGACUCCGUGAAUGCCGCUUCUGCAGAAAAAGCUGCAACUCCACCUGUAAACUAAAGGCCCAUGUCCGCCUCUGUCACAGUGGCAAAACCUGCACCUGCCCUGUUUGUGGCAAGACCUUCAAACUCAAAGGAUAUCUGUCCAAGCACAUGAGGAUUCACACAGGAGUGGGAGAUAAACCAUUUAGCUGUGGUGACUGUGGGAAAAGCUUCAAUCAGAAGGGGAACCUAAGGAACCAUAAACAGACUCACACAGGACGGAAACCAUUUAGCUGUGAUGACUGUGGGAAAAGCUUCAAUUUGAAGGGGAACCUAAGGAAGCAUAAACUGACUCACACAGGAGAGAAACCAUUUAGCUGUAGUGACUGUGGGAAAAGCUUCAGUCAGAAGGGGAACCUAAGGAACCAUAAACGGACUCACACAGGAGAGAAACCAUUUAGCUGUGGUGACUGUGGGAAAAGCUUCAUUCAUAGGUGGAACCUAAGGAACCAUAUUCUGACUCACACAGGAGAGAAACCAUUUAGCUGUGGUGACUGUGGGAAAAGCUUCAAUCAGAAGGGGUCCCUAAAGAAGCAUUCACUUACUCACACAGGAGAUAAACCAUUUAUCUGUGGUGACUGUGGGAAAAGCUUCACUCAAAAGUCUAACUUACUGAUCCAUGUGAAAAACAUCCACAAAGGAGGAAAACAGGAUGAAACAUGAAAGAAAGAAAAUUAGGACAAAGAUCUAUUUAGUCACAAGAUGAGAAUAAAAAGGCAGGAUGUUGACAAUACUCUGAGUACAGCUGGAAUAAGUCAUUGAGAGAAUAGUCAUAUCAACUGAUGACUAAAAUAGCAGCGCAGAUGGCACUAUUUUGUUAAGUGCAGAGAUGUAUUGUAGGUAAUGAAUGUGUAGGGGACAACCAUGCAGAGGUUGUGAGUUCAAAUCCCAGGUGGAGUCAUAUUGAAAUGUCUGUACUAAGGGAUCAUGUCAAAUGUAAUCAUAUUGCCACCUGGGAUUUGAACUCACAACCUCUGGAUUUGGGAUAUGCAGAUCUUUCUGCUUCACCACUAAAUCUGUAGAAUUUCAGAAGUCCCCUACACAUUCAAUACCUAUAAUACAGUACCAGAGACAGGUUUGGACACACCUACUCAUUCCACGGUUUUUCUUUCUUUUGACUAUACAUUGUAGAAUAAUAGU